Messenger RNA from Urocitellus parryii (Arctic ground squirrel), 1917 nucleotides. It is a transcript of the gene Gal3st3, whose product is annotated as galactose-3-O-sulfotransferase 3. Gene Ontology annotation, cellular component: membrane. Gene Ontology annotation, molecular function: galactosylceramide sulfotransferase activity. Lineage: Eukaryota; Metazoa; Chordata; Mammalia; Rodentia; Sciuridae. The record is from RefSeq and is a predicted model, not a curated record. Gene Ontology annotation, biological process: glycolipid biosynthetic process.
CCCAUCUCCUCUGCCCACUGCAAACCUGUCUGCCUCCUUCUCCUGCCAGGYUUCUUGGGAACACUGGCCCUACUACCAGAGCCUCAUGAGCCCCCAUGAAUGCCAGUGAAGGGAGACCUGGCUAAUGAGGCCCUAGCUGGUCAAGGGCUGGGGACUCCACCAUGCCAUCCAUCUUGCAGCGCCUGCAGCAGGCCACCAAGACGAUGAGCCGCAGGAAAAUCCUGCUGCUGGUACUGGGGUGCAGCACUGUAAGCCUUCUCAUCCACCAGGGGGCGCAGCUCAGCUGGUACCCUAAGCUAUUCCCUCUGAGCUGCCCACCCCURCGGGAGUCGCCACCGCGCCCCAAGCAUAUGACAGUGGCCUUCCUGAAGACGCACAAAACGGCGGGCACCACAGUGCAGAACAUCCUGUUCCGCUUCGCCGAGCGCCACAACCUGACCGUGGCCCUGCCGCACCCGAGCUGCGAGCACCAGUUCUGCUACCCGCGCAACUUCUCGGCGCACUUCGUGCAUCCGGCCACGCGGCCGCCACACGUGCUGGCCAGCCACCUGCGCUUCGACCGCGCGGAGCUGGAGCGCCUCAUGCCGCCCGGCACAGUCUACGUCACCAUCCUGCGCGAGCCGGCCGCCAUGUUCGAGUCGCUCUUCAGCUACUACAACCAGUACUGCCCGGCCUUCCGGCGCGUGCCCAACGCGUCGCUCGAGGCCUUCCUGCGCACACCCGAGGCCUACUACCGCGCGGGCGAGCACUUCGCCAUGUUCGCGCACAACACGCUGGCCUACGACCUGGGCGGUGACAACGAGCGCAGCCCGCGCGACGACGCCGCCUACCUGGCGGGCCUGAUCCGCCAGGUGGAGGAGGUCUUCUCACUCGUCAUGAUCGCCGAGUACUUCGACGAGUCGCUCGUGCUGCUGCGGCGCCUGCUGGCCUGGGACCUGGACGACGUGCUCUAUGCCAAGCUCAACGCACGCGCUGCCAGCUCGCGCUUGGCUGCCAUCCCUGAAGCGCUGGCGCGGGCCGCGCGCACCUGGAACGCCCUCGACGCCAGCCUCUACGACCACUUCAAUGCCACCUUCUGGCGCCGCGUGGCACACGCCGGCCGCGCAUGCGUGGARCGCGAAGCGCGCGAGCUGCGCGAGGCCCGGCAGCGCCUGCUGCGCCGUUGCUUCGGCGAUGAUCCGGUGCUGCGUCCAGCCGCGCAGAUCCGCACCAAGCAGCUGCAGCCAUGGCAGCCCAGCCGCAAGGUGGACAUCAUGGGCUAUGACCUGCCWGGCGGCGGGGCCGGCCCAGCCACCGAGGCCUGCCUCAAGCUGGCCAUGCCCGAGGUGCAGUACUCGAACUACCUGCUGCGCAAGCAGAAGCGCCGUGGUGGUGCUCGGGCCCGGCCCGAACCCGUCCUGGACAAUCCCCCACCCAGACCCAUUCGAGCCAUCCCCCGAAGUCCCCAGGGCUCCUGAGCUGUGAGCUGACUCCCAGAGCCUGCAUCCUGCCCUGCCCUCCCAGGAGGAGGCUGCCUCCAGGUCCUGCCCCAUCAGGGCCCGUUCUUUCCCAGGGGCUUGAGCCUCACACCGAACUGAGGGUGCAUCUCCCCAUCUGAGCCGACCUCCUCGAUGUUGGCUGAGCCCCACCUUUGAGGAUUUCGCUUUUAGGCCUGAUGGAGCCCUGGGCCACCCUCUUCUUCCCAGCUGGUUGGUGACUUUAACAAGAGGUGUAAGGUCCGUCCCAAAGCCCUGGCCCUACUUUUUUCUGGGGGCUGGGUCCACCCCACACCUGUUUUUCCAUGUAGAUGAGUGCAAGCCCCAGAGUGGGGCUGAACCCCAGACAAUGGCUGUGCUGUUUCUCAGUAUGGCUGGGCUCUUGCUCUUCCCAGGGCUGCAGAGACCCCUAUACUGUGUCUUCCAGGUUCUACCCUCCCCA